This is a messenger RNA of Mesitornis unicolor (brown roatelo), 658 nucleotides long. RefSeq names its product ribosomal L24 domain containing 1 (gene RSL24D1). Bases 61 to 408 code for a protein of 115 amino acids. Gene Ontology annotation, cellular component: nucleolus. The transcript is spliced from 5 exons. Gene Ontology annotation, biological process: ribosomal large subunit biogenesis. The record is from RefSeq and is a predicted model, not a curated record. Lineage: Eukaryota; Metazoa; Chordata; Aves; Mesitornithiformes; Mesitornithidae.
UUUAGAUUCUGCAAAUCAAAAUGCCACAGAAACUUUAAAAAGAAGCGAAAUCCCAGAAAGAUGAGAUGGACCAAAGCCUUCCGGAAAGCAGCUGGCAAAGAAUUGACAGUGGAUAAUUCAUUCGAGUUCGAAAAACGUAGAAAUGAACCAGUGAAAUACCAGAGAGAGUUGUGGAACCAGACCGUUGAUGCAAUGAAGAGAGUGGAGGAAAUAAAGCAAAAACGCCAAGCGAGAUUUAUUAUGAACAGAUUAAAGAAGAGCAAAGAGUUGCAGAAGGCAGAAGACAUCAAAGAAGUCAAACAGAAUAUCCACCUUCUUCGUGCUCCACAUGCAGGCACGCCAAAGCAGCUGGAGGACAAAAUGGUGCAGAAGCUCCAAGAGGAUGUGACUAUGGAAGAAGACUCCUAAAAUGCUUUCAUUUUCUAUUUAUAUCUCUUAAACAGUUGACAGCUCCUUAGUGCCUCACCCGACAUCGUUCAGAACUGUGCUUACGGUUGAAAAAAAAAAAAAGAGGUUUUAAUGUAUAAUGGUCAUGUACAGUUUGAAUUAUUUUUGGUUUUAUAAAAAAUAAGAUGGUUACAGGUUUGGGUAGAACUUAAAAUUAUGCAAUUUGAGAAAACCUUGUCAGCAGGAUGGAGAAUAAGGCGUAUUGUUUGUG